This is a messenger RNA of Megalopta genalis, 3620 nucleotides long. Its product is annotated as cytosolic carboxypeptidase-like protein 5. Gene Ontology annotation, molecular function: zinc ion binding; metallocarboxypeptidase activity. The record is from RefSeq and is a predicted model, not a curated record. Gene Ontology annotation, biological process: protein deglutamylation; proteolysis. Lineage: Eukaryota; Metazoa; Arthropoda; Insecta; Hymenoptera; Halictidae.
ACAUUUCGAAAAAUGUAAAACAAGUAGCUGUGUAAAUAAGUUAUAUAACGUGCGUCAAAAUAGUUGAUGUUGAAUCUCGUACGAAAAUGUAACUGUUUGGAAAGUUUAACGUUUCGUGGUAUGUAGUUCUCGAUCAACAUGUAAAAAACGACGCCCUGUUUAAACAUUCUAUUAAUAUACGAUUCCACUAAACACACCGAAAAAACUUUCAAACAGUUGACAAAUGGUGACACUCGUUGUUCUGUCAUAAUCGUCGUCGAUCGGUCCGAUAGUUACGAUGAAUUCGCAAACAUGUUUGCAUUAGCGGUAACAAUGGUGCUAGUGGAAAUAUUUGGAGGAUUGAAUUUAUCGUGUAUUAUUUGAGUGAGAUUGACCGUGGAAAGUCACAUUUGCCAAUUCCGAGGUGCAUUUGUUCGUUCCGUAGCGUGAACCCGCAGGCUAACUAGAAAUCAUCUCGAUUUCAAGAUAACUGUCAAAACCAUGACCUUUUUAAUAUGAGAGUAACGCUACGAACGAAGAAAAUUGAGCUUGAUAUCGGAGAAAUAUUUUCCAGACGACCUUAUAACCUUUGACACAUCAUGGAAAAUACAGCUGAUCCUGUCACUUGUGGAGGCUUUGUCUUUUACAAUAACUUCGACUCAUCAAAUUUAGAUAGAGUCGAAUUGGUCAAAGUGCCAGAACAAUCUGAAAAGGAUGGUAACGAAGCUGAAAACAAAUCAUGCAAAAGUUCAACCUCUGACGAUUCUGUCGAUUAUGAAUUCAACAUAUGGACGAAACACGAUUGCCAUGGGACACAAUUUCAAAAUAGCAAUAGGACAUGGUUUUACUUUGGCUUCAAAGCCUGUACCUCAGGAGCAUAUGUGAAAUUUAACAUAGUCAACCUAAACAAGCAAGUGAAAAUGUUCAGCCAAGGAAUGUGUCCAGUUUUUAAAGUUCUACCUGGUCAUCUGCAUUGGGAACGGAUUCGUGACAGACCCACGUACACUGUGGAUCAGAAAGGCAGUGAUUUUACAUUGUCCUUUGUUUAUUGUACUCCCGAAAACAUGAAAGCCAUUACAUACUUGGCAUUCACCUAUCCUUUCUCUUACACCGAUCUCCAAAAUUAUUUGAGAAGGGUCGAAGCUAGAAUAGCAAAGAGAAAUGUAACAUGUGCGGACGACGUUUACUACCACAGGGAAUGUGCAAUAAAAUCGCUGGAAGGACGAAGGCUAGAUGUUAUUACGAUUAGCUCAUUUCAUUACAUAUCAACAGAGAGAGAAGAUAGACUGAUUAACAUGUUUCCGGAGAAACACGAGGAGAGACCUUUCAAAUUUUGGAAUAAAAAAGUGAUUUUUGUUAGUGCAAGGGUCCAUCCAGGAGAAACACCAUCUAGCUUCGUCUUUAAUGGGUUUCUUAAUUUUCUUUUGAAUCGCGAUGACCAAAUGGCAAUCAAUCUCCGCCGCUUGUAUGUGUUCAAAUUAAUACCGAUGCUCAAUCCUGACGGAGUUGCAAGAGGUCAUUAUCGAAUGGACACCAGAGGAGUUAAUCUUAACAGAGUUUAUUUGAAUCCUUCUGUAAAAGAUCAUCCAACAAUAUAUGCCGCGAGAAAUUUAAUAAGGUAUUACCAUUACACAUACCAAUUGCCAAAGGAAGACGAUAUUUCGAGCGUAAGUUUCGAAAAUGGAGAGAAUAUUAUUGACUCUACUUGUGGAAUUGCAAGUAUAGUACGUGAUACAACAACUAGAUUGUUACAGCAGGUAACACUAAUGACAUUAGACGAAAAACGUCAUAAAGACAAACCGGACAUUUUUCAGGAACGCACAUUGUCUAGAGCACACAGCUUGGAUGACAUGCCACAGGGUAGGGGAGAAAGCCUAUGCAAUAGUACAGACGACAGUGAUUCUGUAGAACUUAAAUCAGAUAAAACAACGUAUUCCGCCGUUGGCGUAGGACAAUUACCGAAAGAGGAUUCCGGAUUAUAUUUAUACAUUGAUCUUCAUGGUCAUGCUUCGAAGAAAGGAGUAUUUAUGUAUGGGAACUAUUUUGACAAUUCGGAGGACACGAUAUCGUGUAUGCUUUUGCCAAAAUUAAUGUCGCUAAACAAUCCAAACUUCCAUUUCACAUCGUGCAAUUUUACAGAAAGAAAUAUGUACAUUAUAGACAAAAGGGAUGGAAUGUCGAGGGAAGGGUCUGGGCGGGUGGCUGUAUAUAAAUUAACUGGUCUCAUACGUAGCUAUACUCUUGAGUGCAACUAUAAUUCUGGUCGUUUAGUGAACACAGUACCUACAAGAGUUCGCGAUGGGGUUAACAAAAAUGUGCCUCCAAUUUUUGUUCCGCCAAAGUAUACACCAGCAGUUUUCGAAGCGGUCGGAGCAGCAUUGGGUCCUUCGAUUCUCGACCUUACAAGUAAUAAUCCUAAUAGUCGACUGCCAAAUAGUCAGUAUCGUUCUUUAAGGGGCGUAAGAUCUUAUUUAAAAUUAGCGUACGUGAACAAUGUGUCGACGCCAUUCGGCAAGCCUCUGCAUAAGGAUGAUAAUGGUAUUAUAUCCCAAGAUUCUUACAAUUUAAAGGGAAUCGAGUGUCAGGCAAACGAUUCUUCGGUAGGGACAAAGAGUUCCAUGAAGAGCGAGCCAAACCUAGCGAAAAAGCCAUGUAUCAUUCGACGCACCACAUCGUUUUACAGUGCAGUUAAACGAAUAAAAAGCAACAAGAAAUGUCGGCAAACUGUAACUCGUAGACCGCUGAAAAAUCAAUGCGUGAAUAACGUCGAGAAUAACUCUAAAAUCCCUACGAUUAGAUCAGAGGGCAUGAUAAAGCCGUUUUUAAAGAGCGCCGAGGGUCGAUUAAAGAAUUCGAAUUUUGGCUCUGUCAACGAUUCUCUGGGAAGGGAAUGUUCGAGUAAAAAGCAUACGGCAACAAACAAGCUGUCGAAAAUGGCCCUGUCUUCCGAGGAAACGGCAAUGAUAAAGCACGGUGCAAAGAGAUUAAAAGUCGUUUCUGCAAGAAUGUGCAAAGCCCGACCGGAGGUCGGCGAAUCGUCCAGCAAUGCACCGGAUGCUACGAAGCCGCCGUCGAAAUCGUUCUGUUUACGUGACAAACAAAACGCGAAGGAAACUUCGAAACCCAUUAAAAAGUACUGUCGGAGUGUAGAGCAAAAGAAAUUAAGGUCUUCCAAGUCGAAUGAUACGAGCAAAGGCACCAUAGUGAUAGAGAACUUAAUUAGCAACGAGUGUCCAAACUAAAUUCUAAACGAAACUAACUCGUAAGCAUAUAAUGUACUACAUACGUAGCGAUUUUAUGAUUUCUUUUUAGAUGAUUAUAUUAAGCGAAAUAAUUUACGCUGUGCGUGAAAAUUGCCAUUAAAACUAUUCGAUUAGCAUGCCCGAUGCGACUGUAUUGAGAAAUCUAGUGCAAUGUUGAAAAGAGUGAGAUAAAUUUUUUGUUUUUGUUGGUUUUUCCAUUUUGAAAAGAUUUAUUGAAUUUGUGUUACGCGAUUGAUGUAUUUAUGUAUAUUUUUUUAUUCAUUUUGAAUCGCAGUAUACAUUGUUCUCUAUUGUGUACGCAUAGGAUAUGCGUACGUACACGCUGCUAUAUUGUUUAUGUAAAAUGGAGAUGAAUAAAUGAUAAUAUAUAAUAGCUGA